GACUAGGAAACCCACGGGAGGUAUAUUUUUUCUGGAUUUUCGAGAAAGACGCUUCCCUCUCAAUGCACUUCGACGGACUCUGACAGACAGACAAGCAUUUUGAAGCCUUGGCGAGGUCAGGACCUAGGGAUGUCCCGAAGGCAGGGAACGCCCACAGUCACUAUUUGCGGUUGCGCGUAGCUCAGGAAUCCGGAAGGGGGCGUGGCGCCAGCGGCCGGCGUGCCGGGACUCGGUGGUUCCUGCGUGCAAGUGACUCUAGCUUGCAGAUGGCGGAAAUGGACCUGGCCGCGGACUUGCCGCGACCCGAGGGUGCUGCGCGCUGGGCAGAGGUUAUGGCUCGCUUUGCGGCCAGGCUGGGCGCGCAGGGCCGGCGGGUGGUGCUGGUCACGUCGGGAGGCACCAAGGUCCCCUUGGAAGCGCGAGCCGUGCGCUUUCUGGACAACUUCAGCAGCGGGCGACGCGGGGCAGCGUCGGCCGAAGUCUUCCUGGCUGCGGGUUACGGGGUCCUGUUCUUGUACCGAGCGCGCUCAGCCUUCCCCUAUGCCCACCGCUUCCCGCCGCAGACCUGGCUGUCGGCCCUGCGGCCUUCUGGCCCAGCCCAGUCGGGGAAACUGAGUCUGGAGGCCGAAGAGAAUGCACUCCCGGGCUUUGCUGCAGCAUUGCAGAGCUACCAAGAGGCAGCUGCUGCCGGCACCUUCCUGGCAGUGGAGUUUACCACUUUGGCGGACUACCUGCAUCUACUGCAGGCUGCGGCUCUGGCUCUCAACCCACUAGGCUCUUCUGCGAUGUUUUACCUGGCUGCGGCAGUGUCAGAUUUCUAUAUUCCUGUCUCCGAAAUGCCUGAACACAAGAUCCACUCAUCUGGUGGCCCACUGCAGAUAACGAUGAAGAUGGUGCCCAAAAUGCUCUCUCCCCUGGUUAAAGAUUGGGCUCCCAAAGCCUUUAUAGUUUCCUUUAAGCUGGAAACUGACCCCGCCAUCAUCAUUAAUCGUGCUCGGAAUGCUUUGGAGGUUUAUCAGCAUCAGGUGGUGGUGGCCAACAUCCUCGAGUCAAUACAGUCCUGUGUGGUUAUCGUCACCAAAGACUCAGAAACCAAGUUACUGCUGUCGGAGGAUGAAAUCGCCAAAGGCGUGGUGAUAGAGGAGAAGAUAGUGGAGGACCUUCGCUCGCGACACACGGCGUUUAUAUGUGACAAACUCUGAGGGAAGCGCUCGCCUAGCGUCCCAACCAGGGUUCUUACAACUGACAGGAAGUAGGAUGAAUCCUUUGCUAAGGAUACAGACAGUGAGGAAACAGUGUGCAGGCAAAUAAUGUCGGUAUUUUGUUUCUGACUGAACCGCUUGACACACACCUCUUGAUUUGGAAAUGGAACAAGAACUGUUUUUCACUUUUUACAAAGCCGACUGGAAUUUCGUGUUCUUCAGAACAAAUGUAGGGGACUUAAACUGAAU
Molecule: messenger RNA, 1451 nt
Organism: Peromyscus eremicus (cactus mouse)
Lineage: Eukaryota; Metazoa; Chordata; Mammalia; Rodentia; Cricetidae
Gene: Ppcs
Product: phosphopantothenoylcysteine synthetase
Exons: 3
Coding region: 267-1202 (311 amino acids)
Biological process (GO): coenzyme A biosynthetic process
Cellular component (GO): nucleus; cytoplasm
Molecular function (GO): phosphopantothenate--cysteine ligase activity
Source: RefSeq, a predicted model, not a curated record